AUGGAAAGUUCAAUUACGACAAACAUCAUUGCCAAACAAAGUCUCAAUGGAUUACAACUAACCGAUAUAUUAGAUAAAGAGGACAAAGAGUGGUCUACUAAUGUCCUCUGCCUCAACCAGUUGCAACACGGGGGAGAACAACAUAAUAUCAGGCCAUUAGGCAGACCCAUUAUUGAACCAAGUAAGUCGAAUAGAUCACCACGGUCAAUUAUAUGUCAGGAUCUUUAUUGGUCUCUAGACGGUCGGUGUGUCACAGCAGUGACUGAUGAUCAUGCAAUAAGGCGAUACAUGAUAGCUCAUGAUUCAAAUGGUAAGACGAUAUUACAAUUAACAAAUCGUGUUUUCAAGAAUCAAACAAUUGUAUCGUCAGAAAUGGUACCAAAUGAUACAUCUACAAUAGCGAUAGAUAAUCCAGGAGAAAAAAUUCUUAUAGGGUCUAGAAAUUUACCAAUCCAAUUAUAUUCUUUAAAUUCCACGAAUGAUGACGUCACAAGCGAUACUCCUCUUUUCACGUAUUCUACAAUGAAUCCACAGAAUGAGGUCUUUGAGACCCCGUAUAGUAUAAGUUCCUUAACACAAGAAACUUUUCUUGUGGGUUCAAUUAGAAAUUCAGUCUCAUUGUAUGAUAUUUCAUGUAAGGAACCGAUACGGAAUAUACGAUCUGAUAAGAUUAAAUCUGGGAAAGCCCAAUAUAAGUCUAUUGUCUCAUGUUUUGAUGAAGGAUGCACAGGUGUUACUAAUAGUAACGGUCAUAACGAUAAUUAUUUAAGGACAAAAUAUUUUGGAACUUAUAAGAAUGAAAUAUAUCGAGUUGAUCUUAGAGUAAACCGUAAAGGAAUGGAUUGUGUACAACAGAAUAACAAAAAAGGAAAUGGGAUAUAUCAAUUGCUUAAAAGUGAAAAUGGAUUGUAUCUAUAUGUGGUAAAGAGGCAAAGUAAUCAAAUCAGUAUAUAUGAUAUAAGAAAACAUGGAUCUUGUCUCAAUAGUUUAAAAUUACCAUUUAUGAUAAAGAAUCAAAAAUUUAAGGCGAAUAUAUCAAGUUUCAAUGGGUUAUCCAUAGGGACUACAGCUAAUAAUAUUAUAAAUUGGGAGAGAAGUAUCGUGGAGUCUGGAGGUAUUACAAGGCAUGAUUAUGAAUUAGAUAUUAAAUUUUCCGAUAAUAAAAGUAUAUUAACAACGAUGACAACUUCGAUUGGUGGCUCGAUCGAAGAACAUCCAAUCGGUACACAACAAGAACGACGGAUAAAUAUUGUAAAGCAGAAUCCUGAAUACUUGGAUCAAACGGUUGUCUCAUAUUCUCCGGAUAAAACUGCGUUACCAAAUAUCACACAAGACGCCUCAGGAAUAUGUCUGAUUGAUACACCUUGA
Maudiozyma barnettii is the source of this 1368-nucleotide messenger RNA. RefSeq names its product Swt21p (gene SWT21). Bases 1 to 1368 code for a protein of 455 amino acids. The transcript has a single exon. Gene Ontology annotation, molecular function: protein binding. Lineage: Eukaryota; Fungi; Ascomycota; Saccharomycetes; Saccharomycetales; Saccharomycetaceae. The record is from RefSeq and is a predicted model, not a curated record.